Molecule: messenger RNA, 1206 nt
Organism: Pseudozyma flocculosa PF-1
Lineage: Eukaryota; Fungi; Basidiomycota; Ustilaginomycetes; Ustilaginales; Ustilaginaceae
Exons: 3
Coding region: 1-1206 (401 amino acids)
Biological process (GO): glucan catabolic process
Molecular function (GO): hydrolase activity, hydrolyzing O-glycosyl compounds
Source: RefSeq, a predicted model, not a curated record
AUGAUGCCCUCCCUCUCGCGCACCCUCGCCCUCUCGGCGGUCACCCUCUCGUCGGCGCUCCUGGCACAGGCCGCCACCUGGAGCCGCACCGCCGACAUCCAGGGCAACGGCUUCUUCGACGCCUUUGACUGGUUCAACGAGCGCGACCCCACAAACGGCCUCGUCACCUACCAGACCGUCGACGCCGCAAAGGCCGCUAAGCUCAGCUACGUCGACGACAACGGCGCCUUUGUCAUGGGCGUAUCGACCGUACCCGUCGCCCUCGAGGGCAGGCCCAGCGUCCGCCUCCAGUCCAAGCAGAGCUACGCCGACGGCCUCUACGUCCUCAACGUCACCCACGUCCCCACCGGCUGCUCGAGCUGGCCCGCCUUCUGGACCGUCACCGAAAACAUAAAGUCCUGGCCCGUCGGCGGCGAGAUCGACAUCCUCGAAAACGCAAACGACCAGUACGCCGCCGGCCUCGUCUCGGCCCACACCCAGUCGACCUGCCUCAUCGACCAAAACAUCCCCGACGCCUACGGCCAGGUCACCUACAGCAACUGCUCCGCCUACACCGAGGCCAACUCGGGCUGCCGCGUCGAGAUGAGCAACGGUCCCGCUCCCACCUGGGGCGCCGACCUCAACAAGGCCGGUGGCGGCGUCUUUGCCAUGGAGCGCUCCUUUGGCUCCGAGGGACAGGGAGUCAAGGUGUGGUACUUUCCCAACUCGGACCCCUCGUCGCUUCCAAAGGACCUCCGCGCCGGCAGCACCUCGGCCAACAGCGACAACUUUGGCAAGCCCUACGCCCACAUGCCCAUCAGCGACUGCCACGCCGACUUUGGCAUGCACAAGAUCAUCUUUGACAUUACUCUGUGCGGCGACUGGGCUGCCAACACCUACGCCGAAAGCGGCUGCCUCGCAAAGUACUCGGCCUGCAGCUACCAGGUCGGAUACAACGGAAGUUCCUACUCCGAGACCUACUGGGCUGUCGACUCGCUCCGCCUCUUCACAGACGGCGGCGACAAGGCCAACGCGGCCAACUCGCCCAACACCGCCAAGCCGUCCACGGUCGCCGCCUCGAGCCUGGCCACCAGCACCGCCAAGCCCUCGUCGGGAGCCGCAAAGAGCAACUCUGCCUCCUCUGCCGCAUCCGCGUCCGUUUCGACCCCGCUGACUGCCCUCGCCGGUGCUGCUGCACUCGCGCUCGGCCUUCAGCUGCUGCUCUAG